Durio zibethinus is the source of this 5091-nucleotide messenger RNA. Its product is annotated as protein ALTERED PHOSPHATE STARVATION RESPONSE 1-like. The record is from RefSeq and is a predicted model, not a curated record. NCBI's taxonomy places the organism in Eukaryota, Viridiplantae, Streptophyta, Magnoliopsida, Malvales, Malvaceae.
GAUGAAUAAAAAUUCGAUCUAAUCUAACCCAUUGUUAUCUCUAGUUAGGACAAGACUUUGAAGUCAGGUUGAGGUUGUCUAAGAUUUUUAGCUCUUAUCUUGUUCAAUCCUGACUAGUGAGUGACUCCUGGCAUAGAAAUACCAGUCGUUAUAUUAUUUGUUUCUUGACAUCCAACAAUUGAUUCUUGUUCCUUUCAAAGUGAGAAAUACAUUUUUUUUGGGGCAAAUCAAGCUUGGUUAUUGAAAAUGGAGGAAGUAUGUAAUUCCAAGGUGAGAAAAGAGGCUUUUUUCCUCACAUUUGUCAGAUUGUGUCAAGGCAUAUUCUCGCUAAACUCACAAAAACAUAGUUAUGGAUGUGUAUUAGCAUUUGGCACUUACCUUCACCAAAUAAAAAGACUGGCUCCAUUUUCAAAGCCAUUGAGCUCCAUUACAGGUUAUUUUGAACAGAAACAAAUAAAGCAAGACCACCAAAGGACCACCGACACUAAGCCUCUUGAGAAUGCACUAACCAAGGUGUCAUGUUAACUCAAUAGGAAACUAAUUUAUUUUUAAUAAACAAAUAUGACUUUAUAUUUUACUAUUUGCUUUUGCUUUAGUAGGAAAUUUGCAGCCAAAAAAAAAGUUUAUCCAGGUAACAAACAACUUAAACCUAAACAAUGAACUGUGAGUGGAACAGAACUAAACAAAAAAAAAAAAAAAGAAAAACAAGAAAACAAAGUCAAAGGCAAUGACAGUAGGUGAUAAACUAAAGUUAGUUGCAAAGAGUUUGCUGUUGGGAUUGUGCUAACAAUAUUUUGACUUGAAAUGGAAUUUUGAGAUUUGAUUCUUUUAUCUCUACAGACUUUGGGGCCUUUCCCACUUUCCCGGUGCAUUUUCUCAGCAGUAUUUUCAACAGUGUCCUAUGUACUUUCUUUUCUUCCCAUUUGUUCUAAAAGUUUAAUCAUCUGAACUGAAAUCCAGUUGGAAUGAAUGAAUCAUUCAUGGUGUAAAUUUUCUUAAUGCAAUCUCCACUUUUCUCAUAAGUAAAUAUACUGUAUCAUUCUUUCAUGCAUGUAAAAAAAAAAAAAAAAAACUCCUUUCAAGUGUUGAAUUUUUAGUUUCUUAAUUUUGUUGAUUAGUAAUAUCAGACCUUGAGGAUGAGCAACAUAUCUAUCAGGAAUUUUUUUUAUACAACAAAAAUAAGCAAAGUGAAGCUGAUGCCUGAUGGCAAUGGUACCUUGUCUAACUCAGGCUAAUUAUAACCUGAAAGUUCAUGUGGAAUUGUCAGUAGUUCUGGCGUUCACAUUAUUCAUUUAUGGACCAAACAGGAACCUUCUUUUCUAAACUACACCACUCAGAACUCGAAAUCCUUGCAAAAUAUAUAAUGCUAUUGCCAAAAAAUCUUUAACUUGAAGACACAGGAGGCCUAAAAACUUCAAAGGGACAGAUUUGUCCAUAACAGUAAAGACAAUGACAGUUAAGAUUAAACCUUCUACUUCUGUAGCUUCCCACAAUUAACAACUCAUUAAAGACCUUAACAAGUGGUAAGUAACACAAUUAUACUCCCAUUAUUAGAGGAUUGGAAGGCAGGAGGGAGCAGUUCAAAGAACAAGAAAAAUACAGUAACACACACUCUCUCUCUCUCUGGUGUUUGCAGUGGUCUGGUCACUAUCCUUUUACGACAAAUUAAUUACUGUACAUUUGACUCCUCUUUUUACUCGCUAGACUACCCAAUGGGACAUAUGUCUGCUUUGAAAAUCUAAGAUAUAGAGUGAGAUUACCAUUGCUGCACACCAAUUUUUUAGUGUAAAAUAACUAAACACAAGAACUCUCUCUUCUCUCUCCUUCUCGAGCCCCUACUUUGCCUUACCGUCUCUAUUCUCUUUCCUGGCCUAGUGGCCAUCUGCUGCUCUAGUUACUCUUUCUCUUAUCAGUUAAUCUCACUCUUCAUGAUAGUUAAAUACUAAUCCCAAAAUAAUUUACUUUAUUUAGAUAUAACUAUCAAUAUUUCAUCAUAGGAACAGAUUUCUAAUUUUCCCCCUAAAAAAUUAGAGGUAAGGAGAAAAUAAAAGAAAGAAAAAGAACCACCUGGAUAUAGAAUUUCCUUUUGUGUAUGAGUGCAUGGUGCCAAGAGAUGAAAUGGGAAAAUCUUAGACUUUUGCAAGAGCUAUGUUUCAAGAAUAAAACCAACUUUUUUUUUCCCUAAAGCUGCAUUUUGCUUCUUUCCUCCUCUCUAACCCUUGUAAAAUCUAACGCAUUCUUCCAUUUUGUUACAGCCCCACCUCCUUUUUAUCAGAAAAGAAUACUCAGAUUCCUCCAAAAGAUCACCUUUCUUUGCUUUACCCCAUCCCCAUAUAUUCAAAAGUGGUAGCUUCUACGCCUGUUAAAACCAGAAAAAAAAUACCUCUAGACUUUAGCAAGAGAAAUGGGUUGUGUUGCUUCUAAACUAGAGGAAGAAGAAGAAGUUUUGUCAAUUUGCAGAGAAAGAAACCGCCUCAUAAAGCUAGCUGUGGAUAGAAGAUAUGCACUUGCAGAGGCACAUUGUAGGUAUUGUCAAGCUCUUUACGCAGUAGCAGCUGCUAUUAAGCUCUUUGUAGCUCGCCAUUCUUCACCUUCUUCACCUUUUCUCAUCACUUUUCCUCCACCUUGCCCACCUACACCACCAGCCACAGAUCAAAAUGUGAUAACCAACCCAAUAUUCCUUCAACAAGGACCUUCAGAGUCAACCCAUGAAGCCAUUGCUUGUGAGUCUUGUGAUUCUUCAAUGAACUCAGAUACUUCAGAGGAGGAGAUUAAAGAAGAGAUGGUAAGGGAAGAAGAAGAACAACAACAACAACAACCUUGUGGGUACUUUUAUAUGCAAAUGCCACCACCAAUGCCAUCACCUCAAAGGGAUUUCAGUUGGGACUUCUUUAAUCCAUUUGAUAUUGUCAGACCAGAGAUUUUAAGUGGAUAUAACAGGUGUUCUGAUGAUGAUUUAAGAGUGGUGAGGGAAGAGGAAGGGAUACCAGAGCUAGAAGAGGAAGUAGAUACCAGAGAGGAAGAGAAAAAAGUUGUCUUUGUUGAAGAAAAAUAUACUAACAUGAAGCUUGAAGAGAAUGAAAGUGGUCUGGCAAAAGUGAAGGAAGAAAAUAAUGUGAGCCAAGGAGAGCCGAAGGGGCUUACAGUUCUUGAUAGCCCAGAAAAAGGAAGGGAGCUUUUAGAAGCCUUGAAGGAUAUUGAGGACCAUUUCAUUAGGGCUUAUGAUUCUGGAAAGGAUGUAUCAAGAAUGUUAGAGGCUAAUAUGGUUCAUUUGCAAUCUGGUUUGGAGGAAACCAAAGAGAACUCAACUAAGCUCAUCCAGGCUAUUACAUGGCAUCGCUCCACUUUGUCUAAGCCUUCAUCAUGUAAGAGUCUUGUGGCAUCCAGUUCAAAAAGUUGUUCAGCAUGGACAGAAUACACGAAUGAUCUUUUUGAUGAAUAUGGAGGAAUGAAAUCAGGAAGCCAUUCAUUAACACUAGGAAGACUUUAUGCAUGGGAAAAGAAGCUUUACGAAGAGGUUAAGGCUGGAGACAGCGCACGGAAAAUUUAUGAGAGAAAGUGUUCUCGACUGAGAAACCAGGAUGUGAAGGGGUAUGAUGAGCCCACUAUGGACAAAACCAGAGUUGCAGUAAAGGAUUUAUAUGCCAGAAUCUUGAUUGCUAUAAAAAGUGCUGAAUCAAUCUCAAAGAGAAUUGAGAAAUUAAGAGAUGAAGAACUACAGCCUCAAAUUGUUGAACUGUUAAAAGGCCUUACACUAACUUGGAAAGUUAUGCUUGAAUCCCAUGAAACCCAAAACAAAAUUCUUAAUGAAGUAAAAUCUUUUGCCUGCCCCGCAUAUGGAAAAUUCUGCAAUGAUUCUCACCGACUUGCUACGCUUCAGCUCGAGGCUGAGCUUCAAAAUUGGCGUGCUUGCUUCACAGAGUAUGUUGCUGCUCAAAAAGCAUACGUUGAAGCUCUUCAUGGUUGGCUAACCAAGUUCCUGGUCCCUGAAGUUGAAUUCUUUUCCAGAGGAAGGAGUGCGGCUGCACCAUAUGGAGCUAAUGGGCCUCCACUUCUUGUGAUGUGUUAUAAUUGGUUAAAUUCCAUGGAGGAGUCGCCAGAUAGGGCAGUCACCUUUUCAUUGAAAAGCUUCUCUAAGGAUGUAAGGGCGCUGUGGGCUCAGCAAGGGAAGGAACAGCAACAGAAGAGGAAAGUUGAUGGCAUGGCUAAAGAACUUGACAGAAGGACUAUGGCAUUCCAGAAGGCAGAAACCAGGUUUCUGGACUCCAAGCUUACUGAAUCUCAAUCCGAGCCAGAGAUGGAACAGCGGAAUGAGUAUCUUACAGAGAAGAAGGGUCAGUUGGAUAUAUUCAGAAAGAGAUUGGAGGUAGAAAGGGAGAAACACCACAAUUGCAUGCAAGAAACACAAAGAAUCACAUUAAAUGGAUUUCAGACAGGAUUUUCAACUGUUUUUGAGUCCCUAAUUGAAUUCUCAAAGGCUUCGCUAAAGAUGUACAAUGACCUUGUCACUCGAAGUGAAAAAGAGGGUAGCAUAUCGUACAUAGAGGACUCCCCCAAGCUGAUGAAAAUGGCAGCAGAUGACAUUAAAGCAAAACAAGAAGCCUGAGAAAAUGAGGUUAAUGUUCUCUAAGUCUACUUGUAUAUUACAUCAUGUCAAAGCAGCUCGCUAAGACAAAUUUAUUUACAUUUCCAUGUCUAACGGCUGUUGAAAUAUAUUAAGAUGCACUUUCUUUGAGUAACAAAUUGACAUGUCUAAAAUCCUGAGUGCUGCACUAUGAGAUUUUUUUCUUUUGCAUAUUUUUCCUGUACGACUGGCCGAGUCCAAGGGAUUAGAAUUUUCGAUCGAGGCCUUCCACAAGUUUUGCAUUUUAAUAAGACAGAAAAUUUGCAUCUUAAUACAAAGGACAUUCAGGUUCCAUCAAGUUUUGCAUCUUAACAAAUAUGGGCAUUUUGCAGCCUCGUACAUAAGAACAUUUCGCUUUCGACAAUUUAAUUCAUAGGACAAUGACACAGCUUGUUCUAUUAUUUAUGCUUUGCCGGCAAGAUCAGAUUUGCCGCUCUCAUUUUGUUGGCUGUAUGAAAAGGACUCUC